AUUAGUGGAUGAAAUCAAUCACCAGAUAGGCCUGCACCUUAUUCUAAUAUUAUGUACUUCAUUUUACAUCACUUUCACUUUUCAUGGACAAAGGAAGGUGAAUGUGGCAUUGUCGGCACUGAAUCCAAAGAAUGGGACCCUCCAUGCCGUGAUGUUUGUACAUAAGAGUGGAGUUUCUCCAUGGAAAGACAGCAAAUAUGUGCGAAUUGUGGCUCGCCUGACCUCUCAGAUGUUACCAAUUCCUCCUAUGGUCAUCACUGACUCUCCCAAACAGACUCAGAAGGGAAAAGAAGAGCAAAAUGUCAUGUCUUACUGGAAAUCCCGCAUCACUCUAAACAUGAUGACCGAGGACUUCACGUUUAAUACUGCAGCUGUGCCCAGCGACCUACGCAGAUACAUGAAAAUAGUUGAAGAUGGAAAGAAGGACAAAAAGAAAAUAUAUCUUCCCCUUUUACUUGUUGAUGAAAUGAGGAGCAGACUAAAAGAUUUAAUCGAGAUAAACAGCACCACAAAAGCAGUCCCGCUCACUGUAUCAUAUGAUACGAUAACACUUCGCAAAUUUAGAAUGUGGAUCCAUAUCCAAGCUGUCAUAUACUCACUCAAACAUUUCGGAUUUUCAGAGCAAAGACUUGAUGAAAUUAAAGCCAUGUUUGUUGAGACUGGACUUCACAUUUUGGUUUUGUCAAUCCUGGUACCUGCAUUCCAUCUCUCGUUUGAAGUAUUUGCUAUGAAAAAUGAUGUGAGCUUUUGGAGAGGGAAAAAGAGUUUAGCAGGCAUCUCCAGGCGAUCAGUGUUCUGGAGGUGUUUCAGCACUGUUGUGAUAUUCCUCCAUCAGCUAGAAGAGCAAGCCAGCUGGCUCACCCUUAUCCCUAUGGGUUUUUUAGCAUUAAUUGAGCUAUGGAAAGUCAGCAGAGUCUUUGCAAUUUGGCCCAGUUUUAAAGAUGAUAGAGCAGAUGACAUGGAGCGAGCAACAGAAGAACAUGAUUCCAGGGCAAUGAAAUUCUUGUCAUAUUUAAUGCAUCCUCUAUGCAUCAGUGGGGCUGUGUACUCUUUCAUAUAUCUCAGAAAUAAAAGUACUUGGUACUUUUGGAUCAUCAACAGUCUUGUCAGUGGGGUUUAUGCAGUUGGAUUUCUGUCUAUGGUUCCUCAAUUAUUUGUCAAUUACAAGAUUAAAUCAGUUGCCCAGCUCCCAAUGUCAGUGUUACUCUACAAAGGUUUAAACACAUUUAUAAGCGAUAUAUUUAGUGGAGUUAUAACCACUCCUGGACCACAUCCAUUGGCUUGUUUUAGAGAUGAUGUGAUCUUUCUCAUCUACCUCUACCAGCGCAGGAUUUACCGUGUGAACAAAUGUAGAGGUCGCGAUUAUGCAUCACACAGGAAGAAACCUAAAGGGAAAUCACACGAGGACUGAUCAG
Molecule: messenger RNA, 1415 nt
Organism: Ictalurus furcatus (blue catfish)
Lineage: Eukaryota; Metazoa; Chordata; Actinopteri; Siluriformes; Ictaluridae
Product: lipid scramblase CLPTM1L-like
Exons: 15
Coding region: 152-1411 (419 amino acids)
Cellular component (GO): membrane; endomembrane system
Source: RefSeq, a predicted model, not a curated record